Messenger RNA from Spodoptera littoralis (African cotton leafworm), 1638 nucleotides. The record is from the annotation of a GenBank genome assembly. NCBI's taxonomy places the organism in Eukaryota, Metazoa, Arthropoda, Insecta, Lepidoptera, Noctuidae.
AUGUCACAAAAUCAAGGUAAGAAAGACGACCGGAAGAAAGAUGUGGGUCAAAAGCCAAUACAGAAGAAAGUCCCUGAUAAAAAUAUGUCGGAGAUUGAUGAACACAUACUUAAACGGUUCGAAGUCAAGAAAAGGCUUGGGAAAGGCGCUUACGGUAUCGUUUGGAAGGCUGUUGAUAAAAAGACCAAGGAUGUGGUGGCGAUUAAGAAAAUAUUUGACGCUUUCCGGAACCAGACAGAUGCUCAGCGGACUUUUAGGGAAAUAAUCUUCCUCCAGUCAUUCCGGAACCAUCCUAAUGUUGUAAAGCUACAUAGUAUACACAGGGCUCUGAACAACCGUGAUAUAUACCUUGGCUUCGAAUACAUGGAGACUGACCUCCACAACGUGAUCAAACGUGGUAAUAUCCUCAAGGACAUACAUAAGCGGUACAUUAUGUAUCAAAUGCUGAAGGCGACCAAGUACAUACAUUCAGGCAAUGUCAUACAUCGAGAUCAGAAACCUAGUAAUGUUUUGAUUGAUAGCGCUUGCAGGGUGAAGCUAGCAGACUUCGGUCUAGCGAGAUCGGUGUCCAGUCUGUACUCAGGUGGAGAGGAAGGAGCUGAUCCAUGUCUUACUGAUUACGUGGCUACUCGCUGGUACAGGGCGCCUGAAAUACUCAUCGCCAGCAAAAAUUACACUAAAGGCAUAGACAUGUGGUCUCUGGGCUGCAUUCUAGGCGAGAUGUUGACUGGCAAGCCGCUGUUCCCUGGCACUUCCACCGUCAACCAGGUCGAGAGGAUCAUGUCUGCGUUACCUAAACCUUCGCCUGAGGACAUAGCGAUAGUGUGCAGUGGCUACGGCUCAUCCCUGAUCAGGGAGCAAGCGAGCAACUCUUCAGGUGGAGCCUCUCUGUCGUCACUUCUGUCCUGUGCUCCGAGAGACGCUGCAGACUUAGUCCAAAGACUGCUUGUAUUCAACCCUGCCAAGAGGCUAAGCGCUGAACGGGCUUUGGACCAUGAAUAUGUUGGCAAAUUCCAUCGCGAGCGUGACGAGCCGACUCUGAUGUCAGAUGUCCUUCUGCCUUUAAGGGAUGACAAGCAGAUGUCAGUCGAUGACUACAGGAAUAAACUGUACAGCAUUAUGGCGAAGGGAUCCCAGGCUUACGCGGGACAACAUAGGAAAGUACAUUCUAGCAACAAAACACAUCCCCUACCGACAACCACAAGCAAAAGCAGCAAGAAUUUCCAUGAAACGGAACUAGCGAAGUCAUACUCGAAGACCAAACACUUGAGUUCUUCAGCAGACACCAAGAGUCGCCCAAAAUUACUGAGACCUCAACUAGAGAGGCCUUUGAAGGAGCAGAGAUCUGAACAGAGCGUCGCAAAACCCCUUAGAGCGACGAAAAUAUUUGAACAACGACAUGAAUGGGUGGAAAACACGAAUUGCCAUGGAGACUACUUCCAACCAGUGAUGAGACAAAGUCCUUCAGAAACCGGCUUCAUGAGUGGAGGUAAGAAAACUUUGCAGCACAGGAGGAAUUCCACCUCGUUUUCGACGGUCACUAUUGGGGGUGAUGCGGACUAUGGGAGCUGUGGGAAGCAAAGACAUGGGGUCAUUACAGCCAGUGCCCUCAUGGACUUAAGAACUAGCAUACGAUAA